GAACCGCCUAAAGCCGAAGAUCCACCCCGCGUUGGCAAAAGGGGAGGGGGUGGCAAAGCAGGGCAUCGUGGCUUCAAGAAAUUCCCCCAAAAGAACCUUUUGGGUCACGGGAGGUGCCACGAUUGCGGCAAAGCUUUGGCGUUUGGUUCUGCUUUCCCCAAACGUCGGCGAGGGGCUGAGAAACCCUAUAAGUGCCCCGAAUGUGGGAAAUGCUUUCGGCUGAGCUCGACGCUCAUCACCCAUCAGCGGAGGCACAACGGUGAGAAACCCUACAAGUGCCCCGAAUGUGGGAAAACCUUCAGCGUGGGUUCAGCUUUCAUCCAACACCAGCGGGUCCACGGCGGCACCGCGACGUCUCCGACCCCGUGCCAAUGUGGGGUUUGUGGCAAAACCUUCCCGGCGAGCUCCGGUUUGGUCAAACACCAAAAACAACACCUGGAAGAGAAACCUUACAAGUGCGGGGAUUGCGGGAAAGGUUUCAAUUGGAAUUCCCACCUGGAAAGGCAUCGGCGUAUCCACACCGGAGAAAAACCUUACGCCUGUCCCGAAUGCGGCAAAAGCUUUAGUUGGAGCUCACAUCUGGACCGGCACCGGCGAACUCACGGCUCCGAUUCGGCGCAGUGCGGCGAAUGCUGUGGGAAAACCUUUGGCAAAAGUUUGGCAGCAGGGACGCCGAGCAAACAACGCCGUCGUGGCGCCGUGGCUGAGAAACCCUACAAGUGCGUGGAGUGCGGGAAGGGAUUCGGGUUGAGCGCGGCGUUGGCACAGCACCAACGCGGGCACGGAGCCGGCAAACCUUACCAGUGCGGGGACUGCGGGAAGAGCUUUGCUUGGAGUUCCCAUCUGGACCGACACCGGCGGAUCCACGCCGGCGAUAAACCCUAUAAAUGCGGGGACUGCGGGAAGAGCUUCUCGCAGAGCUCCCAUUUGGAGAGGCACCGUCGGAUCCACGCCGAAGGUUGCGGUAAGGAAAAAGGGAGGAGGUGGAAAUCGGACAGAGGGAAGUGCAGCGAGUGCGGGAAGAGCGUGGCGAGCAGAGCUGAGAGCGUGAAGCAUCAAGGGACCCAAACCGGAGAGAAACCCUACGUGUGCCCCGAGUGCGGGAAGGGAUUCGGGCAGAACUCGGCGCUGGUGAAGCACCGGCGGAUGCACACGGGGGAGAAGCCCUACAAGUGCGGGGAUUGCGGGAAGAGUUUCGGGGUCCGAUCCAACCUCAUCAAACACCAGCGCACCCACCUGGGUGAAAAACCCUACAAAUGCCCCGACUGCGGGAAGGGCUUCAUCCAAAAGUCAGACCUGACCAAACACCGACGGAUGCACACCGGGGAGAAGCCCUAUUCUUGUAACGUCUGCGGGAAGUGCUUCAGCGUCUCCUCCAACCUCAUCAAACACCAACGGAUCCACCUGGGAGAGAAGCCCUACGGCUGCCCCGAGUGCGGCAAGAGCUUCAUCCAGCGCUCGGAGCUCACCAUCCAUCGCCGCGUGCACACCGGAGAGAAGCCCUACGCCUGCCCGGCCUGCGGCAAGUGCUUCAGCCGCAGCUCCCACCUCAACCGGCACCGGCGCACCCACGCCGGGGAAAAGACC
Messenger RNA from Meleagris gallopavo (turkey), 1587 nucleotides. NCBI's taxonomy places the organism in Eukaryota, Metazoa, Chordata, Aves, Galliformes, Phasianidae. The record is from RefSeq and is a predicted model, not a curated record.